AUGAGUGAUAUUCCAAUUGAAUUCACAGAGUUGACUGAUUUGACCUCUCUAGGUAUAAAUCAACAAUCUUUAGAAUUUAGAUCAACAACUUUAGAAAGUGAUCAUUAUGUCGUCGUUAGAGAACAAGUCAACGGUGCAAACACCGUUGCCAUUGUUGAUUUGCAAAAUAACAAUCAAAUCACUAGAAAAAAUAUGACUGCUGAUAACGCCAUUUUGCACCCUUCACAAUUUAUUAUUUCAUUAAGAGCUAAUGGUACAACUUUACAAAUCUUCAAUUUACAAACCAAAGAAAAACUAAAAUCUUGCAGUACUGAUGAACCUGUCAUCUUCUGGAAAUGGUUAAAUGAUGAACAAUUGGGUUUGGUUACUGCCAGCUCGAUCUAUACUUGGAACGUUUUCGAUGGUCAACCUUCAGUUGGUCCAGUCAAAUUAACUUCAAGACAUGUCAAUUUGAAUAACGCUCAAAUCAUUAACUUUGUUUCAAAUCCAAACUUUGAUUGGUUUGCUGUUGUUGGUAUUACUCAAGAAAACGGACGUAUCGCUGGUAAAAUUCAAUUAUUUUCAAAACAAAGAAAUGUUUCACAAGCUAUAGAAGGUCAUGUUGCCAGUUUCAGUCAAUUGACUUUAGAAAAUGCCUCUGCACCAACUCAAGUCUUUGUUUGUGGUAAUAGAACUGCUAAUGGUGGUCAAUUACAUAUCAUUGAAAUUGAUCAUGAUAGUAAUAAUCCUCCAUUCCAAAAAAAAUCUGUUGAUAUCUUUUUCCCACCAGAUGCUCAAAAUGAUUUCCCAAUUAGUUUACAAGUCUCCAAGAAAUAUGGUGUCAUUUAUUUGUUAACAAAAUACGGGUUUAUUCAUUUAUAUGAUUUAGAAAGUGGUCAAAACUUAUUUGUUAACAGAAUUACAGCACACUUAGUUUUCAUUGCUUCAAGUUAUCAUGAUAACAAUGGUAUCUUAGCCAUCAACAAACAAGGUCAAGUCUUAGCUGUUGAAAUUGCACAAGAUAAAUUGAUUCCAUACAUUUUGAACAAAUUAGCUAAUGUUCCAUUAGCUUUAUCAUUAGCUUCAAGAGGUGGUUUACCAGGUGCUGAAAACUUAUUCUUACAACAAUUUGAUCAAUUAUUAAAUCAAGGUGAUUAUUCAAAUGCUGCUAAAGUUGCUGCUUCUUCUGCUCAAUUAAGAACUCCUCAAACCAUUAAUAAAUUGAAGAACGUUCAAGCUCCUCCAGGUAGUAUUUCUCCAAUUUUACAAUAUUUUUCAACUUUAUUAGAUAAAGGCCAACUAAAUGAAUUUGAAACUAUUGAAUUAGCAAGACCAGUUUUACAACAAGAUCGUAAACAAUUGUUUGAAAAAUGGUUAAAAGAGGAUAAAUUAACUUCAUCUGAAGAAUUAGGUGAUAUUGUUAAACCAUUUGAUCUAACGUUAGCUUUGGCUAUUUACUUGAGAGCUAAAACUCAUCCAAAAGUUAUUGCUGCGUUAGCUGAAUCUGGUCAAUUUGAUAAAAUCUUACCAUAUAGUGAAAAAGUUGGUUAUCAACCAAAUUUCAUUGUUUUAAUUUCAAACUUGUUAAGAUCUAAUCCUGAUAAAGCUUCAGAAUUUGCCAUUAGUUUAUUAAAUUCUCCUUCAACUAGUGAACAAAUUGAAGUUGAAAAAAUUGCUGAUAUUUUCUUUAGUCAAAAUUUCAUUCAACAAGGUACUUCUUUCUUAUUAGAUGCUUUAAAAGAUGAUUCUCCAAACCAAGGACAUUUACAAACAAGAUUAUUGGAAAUCAAUUUGUUACAUGCUCCACAAGUUGCUGACGCCAUUUUAGGUAAUGAUAUGUUCCAUCAUUAUGAUAGACCAACUAUUGCUCAAUUGGCUGAAAAAGCUGGUUUAUAUCAAAGAGCUUUAGAAAACUAUUCUGAUAUUAAAGAUAUUAAGAGAGUCGUUGUUAAUACUGGUUCUAUCCCAGCCGAUUGGUUAAUUUCUUAUUUCGGUAAAUUGAAUGUUGAUCAAUCAACUGUUGUUUUAAGAGAAUUAUUAGAUAAAAACAUUGCUCAAAACUUACAAAUUGUUAUUCAAGUUGCAACUAAAUUUUCUGAUUUGAUUGGUUCAGCUACUUUGAUCAAAUUAUUUGAAGAAUUCCGCUCUUAUGAAGGUUUAUACUAUUAUUUGGCUUCUAUUGUCAAUUUAACUGAUGAUAAAGAUGUUGUUUUCAAAUAUAUUCAAGCUGCUGCUAAAUUAGGCCAAGUUAAAGAAAUUGAACGUAUUGUCAAAGAUAACAAUGUUUAUGAUUCUGAAAAAGUUAAAAACUAUUUGAAAGAUGCUAACUUACAAGAUCAAUUACCAUUGAUUAUUGUCUGUGACCGUUUCAACUAUGUUCAUGAUUUGAUUUUAUACUUGUACAAACAUCAAUUCUUCAAAUUCAUUGAAGUUUAUGUUCAACAAGUUAACCCAUCAAAAACUCCACAAGUUGUUGCUGCUCUUUUAGAUGUUGACUGUGAUGAAAAAGUCAUUCAAAACUUGAUUCAAAGUGUCUUGGGUCAAGUUCCAGUCGGUGAAUUGACUGCUGAAGUUGAAAAGAGAAACCGUUUGAAAUUAUUAUUACCAUUCUUAGAAGCUACUUUGAAUUCAGGCUCUCAAGAUCAAGCUGUUUACAACACUUUAGCUAAAAUUUACAUUGAUUCAAACAAUGCUCCAGAAAAAUUCUUGAAAGAAAAUGAUUCCUAUGAUACAUUAGAAGUUGGUCGUUACUGUGAAAAAAGAGAUCCUUACUUAGCUUAUAUCGCUUAUGAAAGAGGUUCAAAUGAUGAAGAAUUGAUCAGAAUCACCAAUGAAAACUCAAUGUACAAAUACCAAGCUAGAUAUUUAUUGAAGAGAUCUGAUUUAGGUUUAUGGAAUUCUGUAUUGGGUGAAGAUAACAUCCACAGAAGACAAUUGAUUGAUCAAGUUGUUGGUACUGCUGUUCCAGAAUUAAAUGACCCAGAACCAGUUUCAUUAACUGUUAAAGCAUUUAUGGAUAAUGGUUUAACAUUAGAAUUGAUUGAAUUAUUAGAAAAAAUCAUCUUGGAACCAUCUCCAUUCAAUGAUAACCCAUCAUUACAAGGUUUAUUAUUAUUGACUGCUAUUAAAGUUGAACCAACUAAAGUUAGCUCUUACAUUGAAAAAUUAGAUCAAUUUGAUCCUGUUGAAAUUGGUUCAUUAGCUACUGAAGCUGGUUUACAUGAAGAAGCUUUUGAAAUUUACGAUAAGAACAAAUUAUAUCCACAAGCUUUGAAAGUUUUGGCUGAAGAUGUUUUAUCAUUAGAUAGAGGUGAAGCCUAUGCUGAAAAGAUUGAUAAUCCUGAAUUAUGGAGUCAAUUAGGUACUUCUCAAUUAGAUGGUUUACGUAUUCCAGAAGCUAUUGAAUCUUAUAUUAAAGCUGGUGACGCUUCAAACUAUGAAUCUGUUAUUGAUAUUGCUGAUUCAGCUGGUAAAUUUGAAGAAUUAAUUAAAUUCUUAUUAAUGGCUAGAGAACAUUACAAAGAACCAAAAAUUGAUGGUGAAAUUAUUGUCGCUUAUGCUGAAUUAGAAAAAUUAAAUGAAAUUGAAAAAUUCUUGAAUGGUUCAAACGUUGCUGACUUGAAUGAAGUUGGUGAUAAAUUAUAUGAACGUAAAGAUUACAAAGCUGCUAAAUUAUUAUAUUCCUCAGUUUCAAACUAUUCUAAAUUGGCAAGUACUUUAGUCUUUUUGGAUGAUUAUCAAGCUGCUGUUGAAUGUGCAAGAAAAGCUAGUAACACUAAAGUCUGGAAACAAGUUAACGAUGCUUGUCUUGAACAUAAAGAAUUCCGUUUGGCUCAAAUCUGUGGUUUGAACUUGAUUGUUCAUGCUGAAGAAUUGAGUGAAUUAGUUGAAAAAUAUGAAAGUGAAGGUUAUUUCGAUCAAUUAAUUUCAUUAUUUGAAGCUGGUUUAGGUUUAGAAAGAGCUCAUAUGGGUAUGUUCACUGAAUUAGCUAUCUUAUAUACCAAAUAUAACCAAGCUAAAACUUUGGAACAUUUGAAAUUAUUCUGGUCAAGAAUUAAUAUUCCUAAAGUUAUCAGAGCUACUGAAACAGCUCACUUAUGGCCUGAAUUAAUUUUCUUAUAUGCUCAUUAUGAUGAAUGGGAUAAUGCUGCUUUAACUAUGAUUGAAAAAGCUGCUUCAAGUUUCGAUCAUUCUUCAUUCAAAGAAAUCAUUGUUAAAGUUGCCAACUUGGAAAUUUACUACAAAGCUAUCAACUUCUAUGUUAAUGAACACCCAUCAUUGAUAACUGAUUUGUUAACUGUCUUAACUCCAAGAAUCGAUAUUCCAAGAGUUGUUAGAUUAUUCCAAAAAUCUGAUAACUUGCCAUUAAUCAAACCAUUCUUGGUCAGUGUUUUAGAUAAGAACAACUCUGUUGUUAAUGCUGCUUAUCAUGAUCUAUUGAUUGAAGAAGAAGAUUACAAGACUCUUGGUACUGUUGUUGAUACACAUGAUAAAUUUGAUUCAAUUGAUCUUGCUGCUAGAUUAGAAAAACAUGAUUUGAUUUUCUUUAGACAAAUUGCUGCUCGUUUAUACCGUAAAAAUAAGAAAUGGAACAAGGCUUUAUCUAUCUUGAAAACAGAUCAAUUAUGGAACACUGCUAUUGAAACUGCUACCAUCUCACAAUCAACUGAUGUUGCUGAAGAUUUAUUGACUUAUUUCGUUGAAACGGGUAACAAUGAAGCUUUCAUUGCUUUAUUAUACAGUUCAUAUGAUUUAAUCCGUUAUGACAAGGUUAUUGAAUUAGCUUGGUUACAUGAUUUGAAUGAAUACAUUAAACCAUAUCAUAUUGCUGUUGAAAGAGAUAGAUCUAACCAUAUCACUAAAUUAAUCAAUGAUUUAAAAGUCAGAGAAGAAUCCAAAAACGAAGAUGAAGAACCAGUUUUAGGAAACCAAAGAUUAAUGAUCACUAAUGGUUCUCCAGCUCAAUCUUUUAACACGGGUUUAGGUUAUCAAGCUACAGGUCAAGGCUUUGGUAAUGCUUUUUGA
Molecule: messenger RNA, 5004 nt
Organism: Hansenula ciferrii
Lineage: Eukaryota; Fungi; Ascomycota; Saccharomycetes; Phaffomycetales; Wickerhamomycetaceae
Gene: CHC1
Product: clathrin heavy chain
Exons: 1
Coding region: 1-5004 (1667 amino acids)
Biological process (GO): receptor-mediated endocytosis; Golgi to endosome transport; intracellular protein transport
Cellular component (GO): actin cortical patch; clathrin coat of coated pit; clathrin complex
Molecular function (GO): clathrin light chain binding; structural molecule activity
Source: RefSeq, a predicted model, not a curated record